Tuber aestivum (summer truffle) is the source of this 1949-nucleotide messenger RNA. The record is from the annotation of a GenBank genome assembly. Lineage: Eukaryota; Fungi; Ascomycota; Pezizomycetes; Pezizales; Tuberaceae.
CCUAGCACCUCAUAUCCCCAGCGGGAAGCCCGAUAAGCCCAGGGAUGAUAGAACGAAGAUAGGUGAGGUAUUGGUGCACCAGGCACGAUAUAUGAUAUUUGAUAAUUGUAAGCUAUACUUUUUCCCUACUGUUCACCAAGAAACCCCAGCUAAAGCUACCCCCGAAGACACAAUGGCGAUAUUCAGAUCCAAGGAAGACAGCGCUCGGAAUAAAGUCCCCCUUCACUUUCUGCAGGAGCGUGUCGGCGCCUUUCACGCAAUGAUUCACAUGGCCGCCAAUAAUACGGACUUGGAGACCUGGAUAUUGGGUGAGCUUCAAGCCUCGUUGUGUAAACUGGUUAGUCUGUUCUCUCCGGCUGAGGAAAUCUAGCGCUGGUUCUAAGGGUUGUUAGGAGGACGAUAUCGGUCAAUUGAUAAUAAAUGCGGGGACUCACGAGGGUGAUCGAGGUAUGGAAUAGAUCUUCCGCUGAUACUGCUGCUGCUGAAAUUGCCACAAGAAACGUCAGCUCCUGAUGAUGAAAGAGUCCGACGGAAGCGGAGACGUAAGGCCGUCCGAAAGCUCCUCGCCUCCCUUAAUUGUCUUUCGGCGGAUCUGUUUGCGGCUAUUAGUGUGGCUGAAAGACAGGUUGCGAUUCUCGAUGAUCUACGCAGCCUGUUUUUGGCAAGCUACCGGGCGGGAACCAAGAAUCACGACGAGAGGUCCUCACUCUAGCGGAACCCUUCCUACGGAAAUCCUGCUCUGAUCCCUAUUUUGGCAGAGGAUCCUGAGCCGAUGCGGCAGGAUAUCAUGGAUACCAUCAACCAGGUGGUCCGGGAAAGGAAAUCUUUCAUAAAGCGAGCCGAGAAGUUAAUAGAGAAUAUGGAAAUUAGAAGAAAAAUUGUAUACUUCCCAGGUCUCAGUUCAGCAACAGUGCUAACGAUUCGGCAGCUCUUUGGGUUCUUUAAGUCUGAUCACGCUGAAGCAGCGACAGGGGCGAUGAAACUCAUCGAACGAACUAUUAGGGAGAGCCAAGCCACACUUGCGGAGCAAGACAAAGCUCUACUUGGUUUCACCUUCAUUACCAUCGUGUUUCUUCCUCUCAACUUUUUUACUUCGGUAUCUUACCCCCGUCCAUGAUACUAGUAUUUUCUGACAACAAACCCUAUCAGUAUUUCGGCAUGAACAACAUAACGGAGUCCGAGAUGAUUCCUCUAUCCCUGCGUGAUUUCUGGCUCAUUGCAGGCCCAAUUUCUACGGCAGUCAUAUUACUAUCAUUGCUACUCAUCACCUGGACCCGCCCGUCGGUGGCAGAAUUCAGAACCCUUUUCACAAAGGAAUUAAGCCAAUCUCCCAAGGGAAAGACAGAUGAUAUCGAAAACCGGGGCUCACCUGCGCUUGAUUCGCAAGCGCAGACCUUGAAUGGUUCGACCAGAUCACUUCACCUCCCUUAUGGUGUCAAUACCACCCCAGCGGGUGGAAUCUCAAAGCCGCUCCCGCAAACGCCUACAGAUCCAGACCCUCCUUCAGAACCGACGGCAUAGGAUUCAGGCACUCCGGGAAUUCAACCUCCACGGUGGGGGCAAGAGUCAACAGCCUAGCCCCCCGGUGUCCACAGAGAGUACACGAUUAGGAGCUCGACAGAAUCUAAUCGUCAAACCCCGCUUUGCGAUAAAACGAGCAGCAGCGGUGGCAUUACGAUCCGGUGACGGGGAAGGGGAGGUGGCAGGGGGGCUGGAUAUGAACAAGAAACCCACACGCCAAGCUCUGUCUAUGCCGUAUAGGCAAUGGGAAUAUCAGGAUUGAAGGAUAAGGGACUGGGGGAAGGAGCGACUCGUUCCUUGAACGCUUAUUUUUAUACUUUAGUUUUCAAAUCUUUUUAGCCAGGCAAGGAGGUGACUUAUACGAUUUAUACCUUCUAUUGUCGGUUAGGUAGAGACGGGUAUGUAGCUUAUCAAGGAUAUUGGCGAGG